Messenger RNA from Aspergillus homomorphus CBS 101889, 2545 nucleotides. RefSeq lists its product as uncharacterized. The transcript has 2 exons. Bases 82 to 2448 code for a protein of 788 amino acids. The record is from RefSeq and is a predicted model, not a curated record. Lineage: Eukaryota; Fungi; Ascomycota; Eurotiomycetes; Eurotiales; Aspergillaceae.
UUUCCCUUUCUCUGUGCGGCUGACAGACUGGUCUCAUGAGGCAAGAUUAAAACAAAACAAAUCCUCCAACUCCUGCCAGGGAUGGCUUCUGAAACCUCCCCCGAUGAACACCACCUACUCGAAUUCCAUCGCACUGUCGACCUGGACCUGGACCUCAACACCACACUGCCCCCGAUCGACGAGGAUGGCGAAAUGGGGAUCAAGCCUGCUGUCAGUUCCACCCCCAUUUCAAGCCCCGACAUCGACUCUGCCCCGCAGCGCCGUGGCACAAGUGUGACUGAACUCGAACCCCACGACGUCUAUCAAUUGAUGAACUGCCCCUCGCAUGAGCCGGUCAUUGAACGCUGUUGCUCGUGGUUCUUCGCAACUGUCAUCGUCCUCUCCACUUACACCACCCUCCUCUCGGGCCUGUUCCUCAUCAUCGCGUGUCUGAAACCAUACUAUGGCAACCUCGUGGGUGACACGGGUGGACUGGCGCCUUCCUCGGCGACUCUACUCAGUGCCUUCUUCGCGAAAACCAUCGAACUGUCCUAUGUGACAGUGAGUGUGGCAUUCGUGGGCCAGCUGCUCAGUCGCAGAGCUUUGCGUCGAGGGUCACAGGGCAUCAGCAUAUCCGAUAUGAGUCUACGCAUGUGGAUCACGCAGCCGGGGUCUCUGUUCAUGCAAUGGGAAACUUUGCGCUACUCCGGAGGGACACUGUUGGGCAUCAUUGCGCUGAUUGCAACCCUCGUCUCGAUGCUUUACACGACGGCUGCGGAAGCACUUGUGUCUCCCAAGUCAGCUAUGGGCCCUGUGUACGAACGACUACUCUAUGGCAACGUAUCCACCCAAUUCGCGAAUCCGACGUAUCUCGAAGCGCAAUGUGACACUCCCAUCACCGCCACCAUCGAUCCGUCCGCCAGUCGGAACGAGACUUGUGUGUCCAUGGAGAUCGUCGGUCGGGCUUACCACGACUUUGAGCAAUACAUGGAGCAAUGGAGUGGGUUAGCGCAGGCGAACAAUGCCACCUCGACCUCAUUGACCACCCGUCUCAGGCCCCAUGGGUCGCUGUACGAUAACACCACCGUGACGGGAAGCUGGAUCGAGGUUACCGACAUGAAAGCCACCUCUGAGAGAUUCAAACGCAUGGUCAACAAUGUCACCGCGGCGUUCCCGCAUGGUGGCUUGUAUGACGCGGCGCGCAACCCUCGAAAUGGUAUCAGGCAGCCAAAUGAUGUCACCGGCGACGGGAAAUAUAUCCUUCAAGCUUCUGUACCGGCCCCAGCUAUCAAUGUCUUGUGUGCAGGCCUGUCGAAAGAAGAGCUGGUGCCCAUGAUUUACACAGAGUGGCCCAAUCACGAGCCGUUCAACGCAACUAGCUGGUACACCAAGGCUCCGACAUACUAUCAGAACACGAAUAAAACGGUGGUGGAUGAAGUCUUCGGAUUUGGGCCAGGCACAGAUCAACUGACUCCCGUCUUUCCCAUAUAUCCAACAGAGUUCAACACCAUCUUCAACGCCAAGGUCGAGAACUCAUCUGCCCUCUACCUGUUGGGUACCACGCCUGUCGGUCAUAACCCGGCCUACGUGCUUUGUGCACUGAAAGCCAAGCAAUCGGGUUUAUGCUCAGCUCAGUACCAGGUGGACUCGAGUGGCGCGGAGUUGAGCACGCGCUGUGAAGAUCCAAAAGAUGAGCUGCAGUACAGUCGGCGCGUCCCGGAUGUUUCGGAAGACUAUUACGAGAUUAACUGGAAGAGUGUCGGGUGGCUGUGGCUGGAUGCAGUCAGCCUAGGAUCUGGGAUUGCAGGCGAAGAUGCCAGCAUCGAACGACUCUUGAUGCAAAUGGUUCCUGCCUACGACAACAGCAGCAACACCGCUUCCCUCAACGCCAAUCUGCCUUCCAUCGCCGAAGCUAUGGCGGUCUUGACCAGCGUCACCCUCAUGAUCAGUAGUCAAGACGCUCCUUACGUCCCAUUCUGGAACUACAGUGCCCCGAUUCUGUCGCCUCCAGUGCAGCAGGUGUUCAACGCUACACUCCAGUCUUCCGGAUAUGCCUCCGGCAAUGCCGUCGCCUGGCAGAAAAGCUUCUACGUGGUCCUUGUCCUGGCAUUCCUCACCAGUGUUCUCUUCAUGGCGUUCUUCAUGGUCGAGGUCCGCGGUCGCCUACUCAAUGACUUCACCGAGCCAUCCAGCAUGUUCUCCCUGGCUAUCAACAGCCCUCCCACCGCACGGCUGCAGGGCGCAUGCGGGGGAGGCCCAUCUGGUCGACAACUGCAGGAUCGAUGGCACGUGGGCAUGGUGGAAGACAGCCACCACUACUACAUCCGACCCAUUGCUGACGGGGAGUUCGUUCCGCCUGACCCGGGUUCUGAUGACGAGACCGGAAAGGGAGGGGGAGCCCAUCUCGCCGUUCAUGAGUACCGCAGCGUUUCGCGUGGAGCCGCCAGCCCGAUGUCAUUUCUGUAUUGACCCCAACCACCAGCAUGGCCAAGUCAAUGAUAUUCACACGCCUGUUGGAUUUAGAUUAAUGUAAUACUCAGCAAGGGGAAUGAUAAUGAUCAGUUCA